CAACGAGUAAAAAGUGUUCUUACUCGGGAAGGGACAAUCAAAGCUCUGAAGGUGAAGGUUCAGAGGACCAAAAAAAUGACGGAUGUUGAGUGGGCCAAACACCGGAAGAAUGACAAACCAGAAAAAUUGUCGGAUGAAGAGUGGGAGGAUUGAAGGACAUGGCAACAAGUACAAUAUGCCUAUGUCUUGCAAAUAAUACUCUUCGGGAGGUUCUCGGUUUGACGGACCCAGUGGAUAUUUGGGACAAGCUGGAGAGCUGGUACAAGUCAAAAUCGUUGACAAGUAGGCUAUACUUGAAGAAACGAUUGUUUGGUCUCCAAAUGGCGGAAGAAGCUAACUUUAAUGGGCACUUGGACGAAUUCAACAAGAUUACAACAGAGUUGGAAUCCAUUGACGUGAAGAUUGAAGAGGAGGACAAGGCGCUGCUUUUAUUGGCUUCAUUGCCUUCAUCUUUUGACAACAUCGUGACCACGCUCUUGUUUGGAAAAGAGACCUUAAAAUUUGAUGAAGUAGUUGCUGCGUUGUUGAUGAAUGAGACUCGGCGGGGUGGCAACGGGGUAUCAAAUGAUGGUCAAGCUUUGGUAGCAAAAAGAGCUGGUCGGGAACGAGGACGGUUUAAAGAGAGGGGCGGCACAUCCCAACGCUUCAAAUCGAGUAGUAAAAGCUUUCGGUGUGACUACUGCGAUGAAGAGGGUCAUUUCAAAAGGGAUUGUCCAAAGAGGAGGAAGGAAAAGAAGGACGUGAAAACACCUGUGACUGCGGUUGCAGAAAGUUCGAACCAAGAAAGUGAAGAAGACUUAUUUUUGGCAACCGCAAAGAGCCUAGGUAAAUCAGAUUGGAUAUUAGAUUCGGGUUGGUCGUUUCACAUGUGUUCAGUUAAGGAAAAGUUUGAUACCUAUCAAACUUGUGAUGGGGGUGCUGUGAAGAUGGCAAAUGGUGCACUGAGCAAAAUUGCUGGGGUCGGAACAGUCCAAGUUCGCAUGUUUGAUGGCGUGGUGAGAACAUUAACUGGAGUGAAACAUGUACCGGUUCUGAAAGGAAAUUUGAUUUCUUUGGGGGCUUUAGAUUCAGAAGGCUGCCGAAUUUUUGCUCAAGGUGGAGUGUUAAAAAUCUCUAGGGGAGCAAUGGUAGUAGCAAAAGGAGUUUUGUCAAAUGGCUUGUAUAAACUUGUAGGAAAAGAUUUGGCACGAAAGCUAUCAGAAGGAAAAAUUACAAGUGCAACAAGCAGAGCAUUUGCAUGGAAGAAGCGGGUGAUGUUUGAAGCUUCUCAGGUUGGUGGAGACUGUGACCUUGCCGGAACGAGCGAGGUGGAGCCGGACCAUGCCAUGCAAGAAGGGCUCCUCCACAUAGAUCUUACGACCAAUUCCUUUGAUACCUUCAAGGAAGCUAUGGUCUGGGCAGGGAGGUACGAAGAAUUGGAGCUAAUGAAAACUCCUCUAACGGGGUUCACCGGAGAUUCCAUAGAACCAAAAGGUAUCAUCACCUUGCCCGUUGAGGUGGGAGACACUAAGGCAAAGAAGCAGCUGAACAUGGAAUUUGUGGUGGUUGGUAUAGUCUCCAACACGAAUAUUAUAUUGGGAAGGCCUGGGCUGGAAGAUUUGAAAUGUAUGAUCUCGUCCAGGCAUCUGUGCAUCAAGUUCCCCACGCCACAGGGGGUUGGAGUGGCCAUAAGAUCACAGAGAGUAUCCCGAACAUGGUACCUCAAGGCAACGAAACAACCCAUGAAGUAUGAUACCCAGGUGGGUGGGGUAACCUCCCUGCUACUGAAGGCGGAAGAGAAGCGCCCCCCAGGUGGAAGACAAAACAUCCAACCGGGUUAGGGUACAAAGUGAUAAAUGUUGAAAUUUUGUAACUCCUACCGGUUAAAAUGUCAAGGAAGAUACAAAGAAAGGAAAUUCAAAGGU
Messenger RNA from Cuscuta campestris, 1904 nucleotides. The record is from the annotation of a GenBank genome assembly. NCBI's taxonomy places the organism in Eukaryota, Viridiplantae, Streptophyta, Magnoliopsida, Solanales, Convolvulaceae.